This is a messenger RNA of Neltuma alba, 1636 nucleotides long. Its product is annotated as probable sugar phosphate/phosphate translocator At3g14410. The record is from RefSeq and is a predicted model, not a curated record. The transcript has 8 exons. NCBI's taxonomy places the organism in Eukaryota, Viridiplantae, Streptophyta, Magnoliopsida, Fabales, Fabaceae. Bases 130 to 1131 code for a protein of 333 amino acids.
CAUAUUUACCGUUCUUCGGCGAAGAUUGAAGAUGCAGCAGAUUAGAUUUGACAAGAGCGAACCAGGAGAGCGUUAGAGCCACUGAAGAACAAACAAAUUGCCAGACAUUUCACUUUCGUCAGUGCAACAAUGGCGGAUCAGAGGAAGGAUGGUUUUCUAACCUAUAGCUAUCUUCUCCUCUACAUUGCUCUCUCCAGCGGCCAAAUCUUCUUUAAUAAGUGGGUUUUGUCCUCAAAGGAAAUUAAUUUUCCUUACCCUCUGGCGUUGACUCUACUUCAUAUGGUCUUCUCCUCUGUUCUAUGUUUUGUAUUAACGAAAAUUCUAAAGGUUAUGAAGGUUGAGGAGGGAAUGACUACUGAAAUAUAUGUUACGUCAGUUGUGCCAAUUGGGGCUAUGUUUGCAAUGACUCUUUGGCUGGGGAAUACUGCCUAUCUGUAUAUCUCUGUAUCAUUUGCACAAAUGUUGAAGGCAAUCAUGCCUGUAGCUGUUUUUAUCCUUGGAGUAGCUGCAGGACUUGAGGUAAUGAGCUGCAGAAUGCUUGUAAUCAUGUCGGUGAUUAGUUUUGGUGUUUUAGUGGCUUCUUAUGGCGAGAUACAUAUAAACUGGAUUGGAGUAAUUUACCAAAUGGGUGGUGUUGUUGGUGAAGCUCUAAGACUUAUCUUCAUGGAAAUUUUCGUGAAGAGGAAGGGCCUGAAGUUGAAUCCUAUCUCUGUUAUGUAUUACGUUAGUCCCUGCAGUGCACUUUGCCUAUUCAUUCCAUGGAUUUUCUUAGAGAAAACGAAGAUGGAAGAACAUGGACCAUGGAACUUCCCACCUACUGUGCUAAUCCUCAAUUGUCUUUGUACUUUUGCUCUUAACUUAUCAGUUUUCCUUGUGAUUACACAUACAAGUGCUUUGACCAUUCGUGUCGCCGGAGUUGUCAAGGACUGGGUGGUGGUCUUAUUGUCUGCUGUUCUGUUUGCCGAUACAAAAUUGACUGUCAUAAAUUUGUUUGGCUAUGCAAUCGCCAUUGCAGGAGUAGCAGCAUAUAAUAAUCACAAGUUAAAAAAGGAAGCUACUCGAGAUACUUCAAAUGAUACCGAACUUCCUGAGUCGUCCUAUGGGCAAAAUUCUCGGAUUUCAAACAGGUAGAUAUGUAGUUACCCUCAAGUGUCCAUACUUCUCACAGAUAGCGCACAGCAGAUGAAGGCAGUUCUCUCCUUUCGUCACCAAGCGGCAUUGUAUUUUCAUAUAUUGACUUUUGUCUAAGCAAACAUUGACUCGGAAUUCUGUCUUUUAAUCUGUUGAUACAAAUUCCAGAUGGGGAAAAGUAGUAUGCAGUUCAAAUGUAAUCAUGAGAAGAAAAAAAAGAGGUGUUUAGCGAUGGCAUUUCACUCUUCAGGAGAUUGAAAAUGACUGACCAGGAGCUGGUAAACGAGGGCAAUUUUUUUUUUUUUUGGGUUUUUUUGGGGCAGAGCUGCAGAUAAAUACAUGUAUUGUCUUGUACAACCUGGUUUCUUCAAAACAUUUUUGUCUGUGGAUUCAGAUUAUUUCUAGUUCAUUCUACAGGUUCUUAUAUGUGGUUUAUGUGAAUUUGAAUGUACUGAGCAGGUAAGCAGUAUGAAUUCAGUGUUGAUAAUGUGAAAGCCUUGUCCAA